GGCACUCCGAGAAACACUUCCGGGUCAGGAACACCGGCUUCCGGUCCGCUGAUCUCCUCGGCUCCCGUCACUCUCCUCCUCUGCCACGCUCACAGGACCUGCCUGUCACCCGGGACACCGCGGGGGCUUGUUUUGAUGCUGUGAAGAGUGUCCACUACACAAAAUGAAGAUGUUCCUGAAUGUGGUGAAUGAGUCCAGAUGGUGGUCCUUCCUGUCAUUAGUUUUCCUCUGCUUGGGAUUUUCCCAGGCCUCAGAAAUUACAUUUGAGCUGCCUGAUAAUGCAAAGCAGUGUUUCUAUGAGGAUAUCACACAGGGAACGAAGUGUACCCUGGAAUUCCAGGUGAUCACUGGUGGACAUUAUGAUGUUGAUUGUCGACUUGAAGAUCCAGAUGGUGUUGUGUUGUACAAGGAAAUGAAGAAACAGUAUGACAGCUUCACCUUCACUGCUUCUCGUGAUGGUGCCUACAUGUUCUGCUUCAGUAAUGAGUUCUCAACAUUCACCCACAAGACUGUGUACUUCGAUUUCCAAGUUGGAGAAGACCCUCCACUGUUCCCCAUUGAGAACCGGGCUACUGCUCUCACUCAGAUGGAAUCCGCUUGUGUUUCGAUCCAUGAGGCUUUAAAGUCUGUGAUUGAUUAUCAGACACACUUCCGCUUGAGAGAGGCACAGGGUCGUAGCCGUGCUGAAGAUCUAAACACCAGAGUCGCCUACUGGUCCAUAGGCGAGGCCAUUAUCCUCUUGGUUGUAAGCAUUGGACAGGUGUUCCUCCUUAAAAGUUUCUUCUCCGAUAAAAGAACCACUACAACUCGUGUUGGAUCAUAACCAACAUUUCUCCAGGAUGCGUCUUGUUUAUUAUACACUGUUUGCCCAAUUGCAAAUGUUGUUUUCUCCAAUUACCUGUAGAUAAAGGACUGUAUAUAUUGGUAAAGCUAAAUUUUACCUUUUUAAAAGGCACCCCUUAAAAUGAAAAUUAAAGAAAAGAAAAAAAAACAGGCAUUUAUAGAAGGGGAUACAUUUUUAUUUGAAUUGUUGUGUGAAACGUUUGUUGAGAGGGUAGGGUAUUUCUUGAUUCUCAUGUUACACAUUCAGCUUUGAUGUUAAUAUAUAUAUUUUUUUCUUUUGGGGAAAAAAAGGUUUACACCUGUUUGUUUUUGCCUCGUCCACAGCUAAUUGAAUUUGUAUCCCCUAGCGUUUUUUUUUUUAGUUUUUUUUAUUUAAAUCCUUUUCCCAUCUCCUGUUAUGGUCUAACCUUAGAAUGGUGCUCCCAAAAAUUAUAAUUUCUUGAAAACAACCCACAAGAAUGUUGGUGCUGAGCCCUCUGUUUUGCACAUUUCUUCUAAAACAUCAUCUAGUAAAUCUAUUACUCUUUUUGUGCCUGAUCGGUGAGUGCCAUCAUGUCAACAUUAAUGUGGCAAUUAAUGUUAAAUCUUUAUAGCUCAAAGAUGGUUGGUAGAAUGUUAUUGAAGUAAACCAUAAAGCAGGCUUUAACUAUUUCACCAAAGUUAAUACGGUUAUUGUUGUUUGGAAACUUUCAAACACAUCCUCAUCAAACAUAUGGCUCAGCACUUGGGAAAUGAAGCACUGUAUAUUGAUGUGUACUAAUUAGCUUGUAUUUUUCUUCAUCUUUUAACUUGCUCAAACACUGAAAGCUGUCAGUACAUUUAGACUGAACUACGUAACGGAAGAUUUCUAACAGAUGUAAUAUUUUAUUUUUUUUCCCUACAAUUUUUUUUUUUUUUUUUUUAAAUACGCACACAGUCAUUUGCUUAUUUUGUUGGACUUUGAGUGUUUGCACUUGAAGUCUUAGUAGCUAGAUCAUGCAUCGCAUAUGUUUCCAUGAUGCAUUACGCCUGAUUUGUGUAAUGUGUAAUUGGUUUUGCUCAUGCUCACCACUAUUCUAGCUUCAGACAGAUGAUAGCAAGAGCUGUGAAGGCAUUACAUAAUAAAAAAUGCUGUAAAAUAAAAUUGACAACAAAUCCAUGAAUUUA
Pelobates fuscus (common spadefoot toad) is the source of this 1989-nucleotide messenger RNA. It is a transcript of the gene TMED7, whose product is annotated as transmembrane p24 trafficking protein 7. The coding region runs from base 164 to 823 and encodes 219 amino acids. The transcript has 4 exons. NCBI's taxonomy places the organism in Eukaryota, Metazoa, Chordata, Amphibia, Anura, Pelobatidae. The record is from RefSeq and is a predicted model, not a curated record. Gene Ontology annotation, biological process: Golgi organization; intracellular protein transport; endoplasmic reticulum to Golgi vesicle-mediated transport. Gene Ontology annotation, cellular component: endoplasmic reticulum-Golgi intermediate compartment; COPII-coated ER to Golgi transport vesicle; Golgi apparatus.